CACUGAAAACUCACGAAGCGAGAUAAAACUUUCUCGCGCAUCCGUACCGUAGACCGUGUCAGUAUUUUGUGAAAAUGUUAGUAUAUUGUUUAUUUCUCCUUUUGCCUAUUGUGUUCGGAGCAGAGAAAAUAUGUCAAGGAAAUGGUUGCAAUAGAAGAUCUAUCGGGAGAAUAAUUGGAGGUGAUAUUACAGAACCUAACACGAGGCCUUUUCAAGUAGCUCUAUACAUGAGAGUUGGUACGACUGGCGAGCUUGGUUUCUGCGGCGGAGCUCUCGUCCACCAGCAAUGGGUGAUCACGGCUGCGCACUGCUGCUUCCACGAUGGGCAAGAAGUGGACUACAUUCAGGCGAUAUUCGGCGCUCACUUACUGUAUGACCGUUAUGAAAAUGGUCGCCGCAUCGUGAACGUCGCCGAGGUGGUGGUACACCCCGACUUCGACGCUGAAACCUUCGCCAAUGACCUCGCGCUGCUGCGGCUUGCCAAUGUUGUACAAGUUACGGAUACGAUAGAUAUGGUGCGCCUACCGUAUCUGAGUACUGUUUCGUUUAACUUUGCCGGCCUGGGCGCAACUGUUUCCGGCUGGGGUAUCGCUGCAGAAGGUAUAACAUUCGUCUCGCCGACGCUUCGAGAGAAGUUAAUGACGGUGAUGACGGACCCGCUCUGCAACACGUCCUAUUUUAAUCAGCUCCCUGAGAACACUAUAUGCGGGUUUGGGUCGGGCGGUGGCACGUGCAAGGGAGACAAUGGCGGACCAAUGACAAUAUUCUUCAACGCCACUGAGGAAACUAUAUUGGUUGGCGUCGCGUCAUUUGUUAGUUCCAGUGGUUGUAACGACAACCUGCCCUCAGUGUUCACCAGAGUCCAGCGACAUCUCGACUGGAUCAGUGAAGUCACCGGCAUUGAGCUUGAUUGAACUCUUUACUUUUUAAUUUAAUAAAUACUUUUAUUGAGCCUUUAG
Molecule: messenger RNA, 959 nt
Organism: Manduca sexta (tobacco hornworm)
Lineage: Eukaryota; Metazoa; Arthropoda; Insecta; Lepidoptera; Sphingidae
Product: brachyurin
Exons: 7
Coding region: 75-914 (279 amino acids)
Biological process (GO): proteolysis
Molecular function (GO): serine-type endopeptidase activity
Source: RefSeq, a predicted model, not a curated record